Messenger RNA from Marchantia polymorpha subsp. ruderalis, 1410 nucleotides. The record is from the annotation of a GenBank genome assembly. NCBI's taxonomy places the organism in Eukaryota, Viridiplantae, Streptophyta, Marchantiopsida, Marchantiales, Marchantiaceae.
CCCUCCCUCCCCAGCUCAGUCCACAUCCUCUCCACAUCCUGAACAUCUGCCUCUCCCGAGCAGUAUGAAGAUAGGCUUGUACCACAUCCCUGCUACGGCUUCAAGGAAAGGCAAGGAAACGCAUUUGGCAGAGUGCCUUGACGUUAAUAGACACUUCCCUCCUCACGUAGAGUGCAAGUCAUCAGCUUCCGGGAGGAGUUUGACACCAGAAACAUGGUCCUGGUCAUAUUCUACUCUAUGUCGCGGAAGCUCAUCGUCUGAGCUCAACCACGAGAAAUCCCAGUACUUUACUCACUGAAAACAUAAUUUAUUGGGUUUUCCUCGUGUAUCUAUCGAUCUGCAGCCUACAGCUGGUACUACUCACUUCGUCAAAGGCUCCUGUUAUAAUGGCACUAACAUUCGCUCUGGGAAAGAAGACUCCUCUUUUCCGUCAGCUCAUGGGCUGAGAUGAAAGAAGAAGGACAUCGCGAUAGCACUGAAGCACCCUGCAUUGUCCUGCGGUGGAGGCAACCAGAUCCCGAGUACAAUCCAAAGCUUGAUGGCAAGGAAGAUCCGAAGCAGACAAACGCAUCACCCGGAGAAUUCAUUGCACGGACAACACUAGCUCCAGCACAACCCUGCUGCUAGAGGAGCAGAAAGGCGGCAGACAAGACGAGGAAACACCACGACGCAAACAAACCAGGAAAUAGAGUCUGCCACGCGUGGCAGCUGACAGAGCAUGGGCAAGACUCCAGAGACCUGGACCAGAAGAUUACUGCUUGAGCUGCAGAUGAGUUCGGCUCGGCUGGACUAAGUGGCGAUCAGAUCAACCGAGGAUGCUGUGACCACACUCCUGGAACUAGAUCCAAGCAAUGUUCGUUGAUCUACAUAUCGAAUUUUCUUUUGACUCCGUCACCACUGGAAUGCUAUGGUACACAUUCUUUAUCCAGCAACCGUGACCACCUUAGCUAUAAUGCAUGGCUAUCACAGAGUGAAUCUAGAACAGAUAUUGCGCUCGUGUCAGUCUUCACACCUAUGCUGCGGAGAGAAUCUGACGAACAAGCGUUCCAAGCCCUGACUCUCUCUCUCUCUCUCUCUCUCUCUCUCUCUCUCUCUCUCCUGCAUGGCCGAGUACACCACAUAGCUCAGUGGGAAAAGGCUUCUAGCAUCCUCACCUCAGUUCAAGACCAGAAAAUACACCACGGCGAGGGUAAGCUACCUACCGUCAAGCUGAUUACUGAGAACAUGUGCUCUCUAUCUGUUGUCCCUCUUAUGAGUAACCGACCUUCAGUCGGUUCGUAAGCUUGGCAAAGUCCAAAUUUUCAUCAUCAACAUCAGUGCAACAUCAGUUCUAUUGAAAUUAAAGUUAAAACCGCAGUGUGUUUAAAACGAAUAAACGAUAUAAGACUUGACUCUUGAACUCCAAGUUCC